AUGCCGACUCUGGUUAGAUCUAUCUAUCUAUCUAUCUAUCUAUCUAUCUAUCUAUCUAUCUAUCUAUCUAUAAAUGAAGAUGGGUACAAGAAAGACACUUCAUCGAUAACGGAUCUGGUUGCAGUGGUGACCCGAAUCAAGGAAAACACAUUCCAAUUGGCAGCAGUAUUUCUUUAUGAAGAAUUAAUUAAUCUAUCUAUCUAUCUAUCUAUCUAUCUAUCUAUCUAUCUAUCUAUCUAUCUAUCUAUCUAUCUAUCUAAUCUAUUAUCUAUCUAUCUAUCUAUCUAUCUAUCAUAUCUUUAUCUAUCUAUCUAUCUAUCUAUCUAUCUAUCUAUCUAUCUAUCUCAAUUCAUUCUUUAUCUAUCUAUCUAUCUAUCUAUCUAUCUAUCUAUCUAUCUGAAUUAUGUAAUGAAAUAUAAAAAUACCUACUUCUUAUUUAAACACACACACACACACAAUCUCUCUCUCUCUCUCUCUCUCUCUCUCUCUCUCUUUUUCGGCGUCUCUCAUUUUCGGUAUUUUUCUCUCUCGGUCUUCCCCCCUCACUCAGUGUUUCUUUUUCCUUCUGUAACUUUCUCCUUCUACACCAACCUAACCUUUUCUCUUUUCUCUUUUUAUUUCUCUUCUGUUGUUUUUUCUUCUUUAUUUUCUUUUUUCCUCUUCUUACGUUUCCUUUUUCUUGUUUCUCUUCUCCUCCUGCUUUUCCUUUCUUUCCUUUUCUACUCUCGCUUUUUUGUUUUAUUGUUUACUUUUGCUUACUUCUCUUCUAAUGCUUUCUCUUCUUCUUUCUCUUCUUUUUUCAAUUCCUUCGCCUUUUCCGUCCUUUUCUAUUUUUUCUUUUUUUUUUUUUUUCAUUUUUUUUCUCUGUCUUUUAUUUCUCUUCUCCUGCUGAUUUCUUUUCUUCUUUCUCUUCUGUUUUUCUACAUUCUCUUUAUCUGUUUUUCAUUCUUUUACCUUUUUUCUUCGUUCUCUCUCUCUUCUUCUUCUUCUUCUUCUUCUGGUGUUUCCUUCUUCUUUAUCAUCAUUUUUUUCUUCUUUUUCUCCUCCUUUUUUCUCUUCUCUUCCACUUAA
Acanthosepion pharaonis is the source of this 1071-nucleotide messenger RNA. Lineage: Eukaryota; Metazoa; Mollusca; Cephalopoda; Sepiida; Sepiidae. The record is from the annotation of a GenBank genome assembly.